AUGAAACAAUUCACUUCAUUUGCUGGGUUGGUGGUUGUUUAUGGUUCAAUUAGAUAUUCAAUAAUAUACAUUCCAUUCUAUCAACGAAAUAUUGAGUCAUACUCUGCAAGUUCACUUACUACAGUUGGAUCUGUAGCCUUAGUUACCAACAUAAGCCAAUAUAAUGACCUUGAACGCGAAAUAAAGAAUAUAUCACAAAUUUACAAAACCUAUAUUGGAUUCACUUAUGUUGAUGCAUCAAUUAAUGGGAAUAUAUAUAACAAAUUAACUGUAGUAUCACCAAAUGGCAAUGUUUUAAAUAAUUAUGCCAAAUCCAAUUUAGUACCUUUCAUAGAAAGUCAAAUAAUAACUGCUGGACCAAAUGUUUUGCAAACUAGUGUUACUUCAGAUUUUGGUAUUAUUGGAGGCGCAAUUUGUUUUGACUAUGAUUUUCCAAGCCUUAUUGGUCAAGCAUCAAAAAAUAAUGUUGAUUUCAUGAUACAACCUUCAAAUACUUGG
Molecule: messenger RNA, 498 nt
Organism: Scutellospora calospora
Lineage: Eukaryota; Fungi; Glomeromycota; Glomeromycetes; Diversisporales; Gigasporaceae
Source: the annotation of a GenBank genome assembly